GUAUUGAAAUAUUUAGCUAUAUCUAUUUAGAAUAGUGUUAUUUGGCAUACACAGUUACCAUUUUCAUUAUAUUUAUUAAACAUUAAAAGCGUUUCACUGAUUGAUUGAUAUUGACUGGCAGUUAGAAUGGCAAUAGACCGAGUAAUUACAAAUUGUAUCUUUUCGAAUAUUUCAUGUUUUAAACACUCUUUAUUAUGGUUAUUGCGAAACAGUCGCUGUCCAGAAUGGACACCUUUCAAAUUUUUCUGUUAGUUUCCAUGGGGCCGAUCGUACUUCGGGGACAUGUGGAGUUUAAUAAUGUGCACUGCCUGGUACGGGACAGAAAGUUCAUGGACUUCGAAUAUUGCUACCUAAAGUCGGUCAAUCGCUCCUACAAGUACCUUUCGUUAAAAACCAAAUUUUUCCAGCUACCCAUCGAGACUUGCGUGACCAAGUUUCAGUUGAGGAUGCGCGAUAACAAGCGGAUCCUGUACAACUUUGACAUCAAGGUGGAUGCCUGCAAGUUCCUCCGGGACCCCGAUAAGCACGUACUGGCCAACUGGGUCUACCAGACUUUCGCGCCCUUCUCGAACAUGAACCACACCUGUCCCUACACAGUGACAAGACGUCGUGAUCGACAGGUUACCAGUGCAUCACGUGAACAAGCUGGUCCAGACGAUCAUCCCCGAUGGCAGAUACUUCAUGAACACCACCUGGGUAACUGAUGGAAUCACUCGCGCCGACGUCGUUCUCUACAUAACCAAAGCCUGAGCACACCAUACUUUACCACUGAUCGAAAUACAUAUGUAGAUAUGAACCAAGAAAUCUUUGAUACACAGGAGACAAUUCGGAAGAUUUCCAUUAAGUUGGUUGCCUUCAUGCAUUAUAUGUAUUAUCUUUAAAGCAGGCAAUCAAACCGAAUCUGGUUUUGGCACAGGGUUCGUGCCGAUACGAACCGGUUCUUAAAAAAAUUUUUUAAAAUAUUUAUAUUGACUUGUCUAGCAAUGCAAAUUAGGAAUAUAUAUGGUUUCUCCAUCAAUGAGUUUUGAACUUCUGACCAAAGUGCAUUAAUCAAGUUUUUGGUACAAUCAAAUUGGUUGAUAAUCUCUAACUAAAAGAUUGUAACUAAGCCAAACCGGUAAAAAGCAAUCGGGUACCGGUUCCAGAUAUUGAAUCAUUUUAUUCCGGUUAAACAUAAACACUAUGUACCAUCUUUAAGGUAUUUUCUCAAUUCCUCAGAUUCCUUAGAA
This is a messenger RNA of Drosophila suzukii, 1229 nucleotides long. The record is from RefSeq and is a predicted model, not a curated record. Lineage: Eukaryota; Metazoa; Arthropoda; Insecta; Diptera; Drosophilidae.